Molecule: messenger RNA, 1114 nt
Organism: Aspergillus ibericus CBS 121593
Lineage: Eukaryota; Fungi; Ascomycota; Eurotiomycetes; Eurotiales; Aspergillaceae
Gene: gtmA
Product: gliotoxin thiomethyltransferase
Exons: 4
Coding region: 129-995 (288 amino acids)
Molecular function (GO): S-adenosylmethionine-dependent methyltransferase activity
Source: RefSeq, a predicted model, not a curated record
AAAAGGCCUCUCAAUCUCGAACAAUGCUCCUCCAAAGCAACAUCCUUUCCAAACCCAUUCACCGUUCCACCAAACCUCUUACUUGAUCCAAUCCAAUUUCCCAAUCAUUGAUAUCCCAUCUAUCCAUCAUGUCCCCAACCCCCCGAAUCUCCCCAUCCCGCUACCUCACCCCCUCCUUCGUAAACCAAUAUCACAUCGCCGAGAAACUCACCGGCGUCUUCGUUCCCCCGCUCGUCGAACACUCCGGUAUCCUUACCCCCUCCCCCACUCCCCUCGUCAUCUUCGAUAACGCCUGCGGCUUGGGCAUCGUAUCCAGCUACUUGAACCGGACCUUAGGUGACGAUGUCAAGAAAAACUGGAGUCUAACCUGCGGAGACGCGACGGAGAUGAUGGUUCACUAUACCAAGACGAGGAUUGAGAAGGAGGGGUGGGUUGGGGCGGAGGCUAGGGUUGUGGAUGCGCAGGAUACGGGGUUGGAGGGGGGAAAGUAUACGCAUGUUUUUACGGCUUUUGCAUUCAUGAUGAUUCCCAAUGCGAGGGCUGCGAUGAAAGAAUGUUUCCGCAUCCUCCAGCCAGGAGGUAUCCUCGCAACGUCGACAUGGAAGAUCUCAACAUGGUUCGUCCUCAUCAAAGAAGCAAUUGAUGGCAUGCCCAGCGAUCUCAAAUUCCCCACCAUGAAGGAGUUCCUGGCGUUGCAUAACGAAGGCUGGGAUGAAGAAUCGUUUGUGAAGGAACGGUUUGAAGAGGAGGGAUUCCAAGAUGUCAAGGUGACUGCUGUGACGAGGGAGACUUCGUUGACGAUUGACGAGUUCAUGGACGUUAGUCAGAUGAUCCUGACUAUUGUGAUCGGUGCGGUUUGGACGCCCGAGCAGCGGGAACAGCAUGAGGCGGAUGUUCCGGGGGUGGUGAGGAAGUUUCUGGAGGAGAGGUUCGGGGUGGAUGGGGUGGUUAACAUGGAGCCGGUGGCGGUGAUUGCGGUGGGGAGGAAGCCUUAGAGGAUUCUAAUGUCGUUGAUGGGGCUUUUGGGUUGAUACGUCAGUACGAGCUACGUGAUAUCGAGAUCAGUCAUAGAGUCGUUUGAUUCGAGAAAUGUCCCUGUCUUGGACCAACCACU